Molecule: messenger RNA, 1788 nt
Organism: Musa acuminata AAA Group (dessert banana)
Lineage: Eukaryota; Viridiplantae; Streptophyta; Magnoliopsida; Zingiberales; Musaceae
Exons: 8
Coding region: 619-1617 (332 amino acids)
Molecular function (GO): protein binding
Source: RefSeq, a predicted model, not a curated record
UGGAUUUAUGCUAAUUAGUGGGAAAUUAGCCAACGAUGAUUUGGUACUAAUACUUUUCAUUAAAGUGUUUCGUUAAAGAAAAUUGGAAUUUUCUCUUUCAAUUUUCUCGUGCUGUUAAUCAUUAAUUAUUAGUAUAAUUAGGUCAUUAGUUGUCUCGUUUUUAGUAUAUAACAUUUUUCUAGUAUGUAACAUUUUUUUACCUUGUGCUGGGCGAAUAGGAAUUUUAUUCAGGAAGAAUAAGAGAAAGAAAAAGAGGUUUUGGUUGAUAAAUGGCCUCAAGCGCUUGAUUACAAAAAAGAUAAUGAAACAGCGGUAAUAAUAAUAGUAGCUAUAUUUCUUAUUUUCUUGAACCGCCUCGUCCUUUCAUUCUCCGGGCCGGGCUUUCUUCUGUUGCUCCUCAUACCAUCUCUCGAUUGGUUGUUCCGGUUCUGACUGCGAAGCUUGGAGGGUUCCCGGGCGAGAGCAAGAUCCUGAUCCUUUUACCGUCUUGGUUUAUUAGGGUUCCGGAUCUGUUCUGUUGGUGCCGCUUGAUUCGCUUGACGAGAGAGAGAGAGAGAGAGAGAGAAGGAAUUACCAAUAAAGGAGAAAAAGAAGGGAGGGGAGAGUAAGAACGAACAGAUGUCUGCUCGGCCCCAGUUCACGAUCACCCUGGGCCGAAGCGGUCAGGUUGUUAAGAGAGCAAGACCUAUAUCUGAUGGCAGUCAUUGUGAUGAUGACAUGCCCUCCUUAGCAUCCAAGCUAUCAGUGAGAGAAAGGUUGGAGAACAACAUGGCCAAUAGCAGUUGUUAUGGGAGCCAGUAUGAAAACAAACGUCAGAGAACAGAUGAUCAUGAUUCAAGAUUCAUGAAUAAAAAUCCGAGAGACAAGCAUAUCAAAUCUAAUCAUCAGGUUCGUAGAGAUGAUCUGAGAUGGAAACUUAUUAAUAAAAGCUUAUCUCGAAGAAGACAUCCUGUUGCUGAAGGACAAUAUGAUGUUGACCUACGUGAAAAGCUUUCUCAGAAUACACGUGCUUCUCGCGUAUCUGAUCCUCGGCAACAUACAAUAGAAUCAAGAACCUCUGGCUUUGGAAGGAGAAUACCUUCUACAAGAAGUGCGGAUGAUUUACUUGAAUUGGAUUCACAUAGGAAGUCAUAUUCUUGGACUUUGGAUCAGCAGAGGCGUAGUUCUCCAGAUAGGCUUAUUAGCGCUCCAAGGCGUAUCUCUCCUUCAAGAAGAUACGAGGAACUGAAGCACACAUCUGUGAUAAGAUCUGUUGAUGCUUCCAGAACUAGUUUUCUAACAAACAGUGGAGUAGGUGAUUCUUCUAGAUCUUUUGCUUUUAUGACUAAAAACACUUCUGCCGAUGCAGUCAAGCCAGUUGUCCGAGCUCCUGUACCAGGGGAUAUUGGGCAAAGAGUUGUACUUAAGCCUGAGGAACCUCUAACAGUUUCUGGCUUACUACACUCAUUAGGUCUUGGAAAAUAUGCCGUACUAUUUCAGGCAGAAGAGGUGGAUAUGACUGCGCUGAGGCAGAUGGGAGACAAUGACCUCAAAGAAUUGGGAAUUCCCAUGGGCCCUAGGAAGAAAAUCCUUCUUGCAGUGGUAUCUCAAGCAAGACAUCCACAACGGCAACGGUGAGAAAACCAAAUGCCAGUUGAUUUUGGGUUUGUUUUUGUUAUGGCAAUUGAGACACCAAAUUGUAGGAUCUUAUCCUCAAUUAACGCUUAUUUUCAUACCCAUCUUUGGAAUCUAAUGUUCUCAGAUGAUUAAACCUUUCAUUCAUCAGUGUCAAUUGAAAGCUUUUUCAAA